GAGGCCCAUAAUUCUCCACGGAAUACUAUAAAAUCGCCUUCCUGGUAGUCUGGAUCCGCAAAACGGACACCAAAGAACGGUUUGCAAAGGAAUUAACUGCACUUAUUAGACCAAAAAGGAAAAAAAAAACGUUCGUGAAAAAACAAAAGAAGGGCCAAAAAGCAAGUAGUAAAUAUACGAGUAUUUUUUUUCUUUCUCUCUCUCUCUCUCUCUCUCAAAACAUUAUAGUUGUGCAGAGCUCCGCGGGCAUGUUGUAACUGACAAAAUGACAAAGUAAAACAAAAUCGCAUUCCUCAACUAAGCCAUUAGCUGUAUUCAGAUGCGUUCAGGCCAAGAGACUAGCGUUUCACCUUCUUGGCUUUCGAGUAAUGUGUCGUUUGCAGAGAGGUGAAGAUAGUUUUGUUUCGGAAAAGACAUCAUUCUUUCUUUAGCAAACGCGUCAAAAGCCAAAUUAAAGGGGAAAACGAAAUAUAAAAACGUAAAAAAACCCACAUUGGGUUUCGGUGUGAGGCUACUAGUGGUUUCAAUUUUAAUCCUUGAGCAAAUAAAGGUGUGAACAGAAUUUACUGACAGACAAACAGGGAAGGAGAAAAAGUGAGAGGGAGAGAGAGGCUGCUCGUCUGUACCUGAGAUUUGCAAAUCUUCCAACGUUGGGCCGAACAAGAAGCAGGUGGGACAUUUUCCAGACAGACAGUGACCUUCCCAGCUCUUCGUCGUCCGAGCAACAGGUGUGGAAAGCGGUCAAUGCAGUGGUCAAGCUGCUGCUCAUGGGACUCUUCUUCUGUCUCGUACUGGGCACAAGCGUCCUCUCCAAACUCACCCUACUGGCCAUGACCUACAGAAUCAACCCAACUGGAAAAGCAACAAUGUUUCCCCCAACUGAACCAGGAGGCAACGAUACGAUCAUUGUUAAGCCAGAAACGUCUGAAGUGGACGUGACGUGGAUAUGGGCCAUCUUGAUGACCAUCACGGCACCGUACAUCUUCUCUUUCCUGGCCGCUACGCUCCAGCUUUGCUUCAAGCGAAACCCACCCCUCGCUUGUGUCCCAUUGAUUGUGAACCUGUGCAUAGAGACAAUCCACUCCGUGGCUCUACUCAUCUUUGUGUACAUCGUCCUGCCAACCUUUGACCCCGUACUUGCUUCGCUGCUCAUGCUGACUGUGUGCUCCGCCCCCGCCAUGCUACGCGUCAUCGAAGACGUGGCGUCUCUUCGGAACAAACCCGUGCCAGGACGUGACAACUACCAGGAGAAAGGAAAACUCCGGCGUAUUCUCAAAUGGCUCAUGGACAUUCUAGGUCUGGGUACCCAAGUGAUGGUUCUGGUUUUGUUCACUAUCAGAAUUCACAAGUACUACGAUUCUAUUGGUGUGACGGUCGCGUUCCCAUUGUGUGCAGUUCUCAUAUCGGUUAACUGGUGGCCGAAUUUUGUUCGCAGAUUUCCUGGGCUGCACAGAAUUCGAAUCAAGAUCAAAGAGGGACAGGUAAAAAUCAACUUCCUCACCUACUUGUGGAAGAUCAUCGUGACCUUCGCCGGGGUCAUCGUUCUGUUCGGGACAGGGGGCGGUGAAUGCGCAGACACUCUGUUCUUCCUAGCCCAAAACGCCUCUGGUUGUAGUGUCAUCAGCGACUUGACACUAGUGGACUCCACCUACCUCCCGGACAGCCUGACACCCUGCGGAACAUACGAGGCCUUCUACUUCGCCCUCGCCAGCAUUAUAUCAAGCAUUGUCUGCUACAACAUAGGUGUCGCUGCGUGCCAGGUGCGCGCGCAGGUCCCGUGCUUCGCACUUCCGCUUGUGCUGUCGACGCCAGUUACUUUCGCUUUCCUGAUGCUAUCUUACUCCACUGAGAAUACGAACAAUGACAUAUUCGGCUGUCAGUUCCCGUGGGUUCCACCAAUCGACGACAUGAGUGCCUUUCUUAAAGUGUACAACGAAGAGUUUUGGUUGGCUCUCGGCUUCGUAGUUAUAGCGUCCUAUCUACUGAUUGGCCGACACAUCUGGCGCUUUCAGAUGCGGAGAAUGGCGCGGACACACAGACUAUUCGUGAAGCCGUUGUACUGUGGGGCAUUGCUGGAGCCGUCUCUGGUGUUUCACAGGGCCAGAGAUAGAGUACCUGAGGAGGAGAAGAUUAUCCAAGCACCAUGGGCCAACGUAGAGCACCUCAAAGACGAUGACACGAUGUUUGACCUCUCGGACACUUCCCGCAUCCGCACGGAUCACACGCCGUUUGUGUACAUCUGCGCUACUAUGUGGCACGAGACUGAGUUUGAGAUGAUACAGAUGAUCAGAUCCAUUGUCAGACUGGAUGCCGACCAGAGCGCCAGGAGAAUUGCUACCAAAGCUUUUGAGGCCAACACCGACUACUAUGAGUUUGAAGCUCAUAUCUUCUUCGACGAUGCUUUUGAGGCGCACACUGAAGAGGAGAAGAAUUAUGAUGUUAACGACUUUGUCAAGAUGCUGGUGAGACUGGUGCCAGAUGCUACUGACAUGGAGCAUUGUGCCGAGAUGGUGAUGCCAAUGCCGACCAUGAUUCAAACCCCGUACGGCGGUCGGCUCACCUGGAAACUGCCUGGCGGGAACUGUUUGGUGGCUCAUCUCAAGGACAAGGCCCAGAUACGUCACAGGAAGAGAUGGAGUCAGGUGAUGUACAUGUACUACUUCCUGGCCCAUCGCCUCAUGUCGGAGGCGAUCAGCGAUACCCGGAAGAUGAUCCGUGCCCAGAACACCUUCCUCCUGGCCCUCGACGGUGACGUGGACUUCCAGCCUGACGCACUGUUACUGCUCAUUGACAGACUCAAACUUAAUCCUUCCGUGGGAGCUGCGUGCGGCAGGAUUCACCCUAUCGGGUCCGGUCCAAUGGUCUGGUACCAGAAGUUCGAGUACGCCAUCAGCCAUUGGCUGCAAAAGGCCACGGAGCACGUACUAGGCUGUGUUCUCUGCAGUCCCGGAUGUUUCUCUCUCUUCAGGGGAUCAGCCAUCAUGGAUGACAACGUCAUGCGGAAGUACGCCACGCCCCCGUCUGAAGCGCGCCAUUAUGUACAGUAUGAUCAGGGUGAGGACCGCUGGCUAUGUACUCUCCUCCUACAACAAGGCUACCGCGUUGAAUAUUGUGCCGCCUCUGACUCGUUCACAUACGCCCCUGAAGGGUUCUUCGAGUUCUACAACCAACGCCGUCGCUGGGUACCCUCAACAAUGGCCAACGUUCUUGAUCUUCUGGAGAGCUGGCGUAAGGUGACAAGAAAGAACGAAGACAUUUCUCUGCUCUAUAUCGCCUACCAGACUGGCAUGAUGGCCUCGUCCAUCCUGACACCAGGGACAAUCUUCAUGCUUAUUGUUGGAGCUAUUACUACGGCAUAUCCAGAAAUCCCGCUGUUUGGCAGUCUCAUUCUGAACCUGAUCCCAGUUAUCAUAUUUGUUGCCCUCGUCUUUAUGGCCCAAAGUAAUACACAGCUCACGUUCGCAGCAAUAGUGUCAAUCAUCUACUCGCUUCUCAUGAUGAUAGUUCUGGCGGGGCUGGUCAAGCAGAUGGCCGAUUACGGAUUCUGCUCUGUGACCACCAUCUUCAUGGUCACUGUCAUCGGCAUUUUUGCUUCGGCAGCGUUGCUACAUCCGCAGGAAUUUGUCUGCAUCCUGCAUGGCCCGCUGUACUUCGUGUCUGUGCCGAGUAUGUCUGUCUUGCUCAUCAUCUACUCUCUGGGCAAUCUGCACGUGGUCUCCUGGGGUACCAGAGAAGCUGCCAAACCUCCCCCACCCCCGGGCCAGCGGCCUCCGGAAAAGAAACAGGGCACCCUUAAGAAAUGGAUGACCAAACUGUCUGGGGGAAUUGACGUAGAGGAAGGCGUGAGAAGUCUUGGAAGCAUUUUCAGCUGUGUGUGCUGCUCCACGACCGUUGCUGCUCAGCCUGUCACUCCCGCCAACUCACUCGCCCAACAUAUUAUACAGGAACCAGAAGCUCCCGGAGCAAGCGCUGAUGGGAACUCAACUCAAGACCACGCCCCUGAGCCCGUGCGGCGUCCUCAUUGGUUGGAGACUGUGGAGGCCGUGAGAGCCCCGGAGCUACCAGAAAAAGAGACAGCGUUUUGGAAAGAGCUCAUUGGUCAAUACCUGUAUCCUAUGGAGAAAGAUGAACAGCACGAGAAAAAGGUGAAGGAAGAUCUGCUGGAACUUCGUAACAAGACGUGUCUUGCAUUCUUCCUGAUCAACAGUUUCUUUGUCGCUCUUGUGUUGAUGCUGCAGCAAGUUGCUCAGGAAACACCCAACCUUUCCAUUGAGAUCGACUGUCACAUAGAUGUGAGGACCGCUGGCUAUGUACUCUCCUCCUACAACAAGGCUACCGCGUUGAAUAUUGUGCCGCCUCUGACUCGUUCACAUACGCCCCUGAAGGGUUCUUCGAGUUCUACAACCAACGCCGUCGCUGGGUACCCUCAACAAUGGCCAACGUUCUUGGUUCCACCUUUUAAAGAACUCUGUGAGUGA
This is a messenger RNA of Aplysia californica (California sea hare), 4478 nucleotides long. RefSeq names its product chitin synthase chs-2. Gene Ontology annotation, molecular function: chitin synthase activity. Gene Ontology annotation, cellular component: cell periphery; cell septum. Lineage: Eukaryota; Metazoa; Mollusca; Gastropoda; Aplysiida; Aplysiidae. The record is from RefSeq and is a predicted model, not a curated record.